CGCAGGAGAUCGAACGCCAGCCAAGACUAUUUGCGCCGAAGUGCGAUCUCUAUCAGACGCCACAACCCACAUCUUCCGGAUCUGAAUACAGCUGGCACUUAGACCCUAGACAGCAAGGACGGUUUGAGAAAGCGUUUGAACGCUGCGCGAAAUGGGGAUGCCGUUCAAGAUGGGGGGGCACCAGGCCGACGAGAACCUCCCGGAGGUGGUUCAGCAGCCGCCAAUGGCGAGUUCAACGCCGCUGCCAGAAGUGGUGCCUGAUUCAUCACCAGAAUCCGCCCAGCAACAGUAUAUGGAGAGAGACAAGAUUCUGGUGCAUUACGAUAUGGCGCCAAAAUUUCCACACGAACCGCAGACGCCAGGGAUGCGCUCGCUCAGCUACCAAAACCAACAACCAUGGACCGACGCCGAGCACUCGGUCAGCAUGAUGAGUCCCGACAGCUCGGUGCCGUGGCAAUCGUUCCCUCCUUGCGACGACCAGCAGACACAUGUCGGCAGCGAGCCGGCGGAGCCGGAGAAGCUAAUCUGCGGUCUCCGCAAGCGCCUCUUCAUCAUUAUUGCCGUGAUUAUCGGGCUCGUGGUCGUGGGAGCGGCGGUUGGUGGCGGCGUGGGCGGGGCGAUGGCCGCGAGGCAGGGGUCGUCAGACGGCGCCGAACCAGCCGAAACGAGCUCGGCGUCAUCGAGCAGCGCAACCGGCACCACCAUCAUCACCACCACUCCCACACCAUCCUCGACAACCUCCAGCGGCCCCAGCCUGCCCACGCCGUCCAUCUCAUUCCUCCACAACCAAACAGAUAAGACCUACGAGGGGUACGCGUUCCAAGCCUAUGAGAAGAAUGAUUUUGAGGGCAAAGCGUCCCUCAUCCUCUGGGAAGAGGGCUUUUUCGAUUUGGGGUUCGGCUCCACAAGCUGGAUUUGGAUCCCCAACGGCCUGGAUGCCUGCGUCACCUUUUGCGCCAGCAAAACGGAGUCGACUGGGUACGCCUGCAUGCCCGUGAGGAGGAACGCUACCAAAAACAAUAGAUCGUUCAAGCGGGUUCACAUCUGGCGGGGGGCUUGGCGCAAGGACGGGACGGUUGAGGAGAUGUCAGAGACGUGUUCAUAGGUGGGGAGCGAAGUGGGUUUAUGACAAGCGGGCGUACAUGGUCUUGGGUAGGGCUUCUGGAUUGCUUUGUUUCUGGAGGUGCGUUGCGGAUGGUACCUUCAAGUUGGUGUUAGAGCGGGUAGGCGGUUACUCGGGCAUGGCCGGCUUUUGUUCAUUGGCGAGGUGCCGAGGAACCCGGUAAGAGGGAUCCUGCACGUAGUUUGCUCGUUGCGACAUGCAAAUCCCACGUAGCAACCUUUGGUCUGACCCAAGAACCUUUAACCUGCCACAGUCACACAGCGUCUGAGAAGCAUGGGAGGUUAGGGGGACGAAGGAGAAUGGGCGAUACCUUGCCUCCGUCGCCGGCGCCGUUUGUAGUCGUUACGGAGGUGGCCCCGGUCCGGGAGCGCGAAGAACGGGUUCCCGUCCGGCAAAACAUCGGGCGAGCGUGAGGUUGGC
Messenger RNA from Chaetomium fimeti, 1543 nucleotides. RefSeq lists its product as uncharacterized. Lineage: Eukaryota; Fungi; Ascomycota; Sordariomycetes; Sordariales; Chaetomiaceae. The coding region runs from base 152 to 1105 and encodes 317 amino acids. The record is from RefSeq and is a predicted model, not a curated record. The transcript is spliced from 2 exons.